Molecule: messenger RNA, 981 nt
Organism: Macroventuria anomochaeta
Lineage: Eukaryota; Fungi; Ascomycota; Dothideomycetes; Pleosporales; Didymellaceae
Exons: 1
Biological process (GO): regulation of DNA-templated transcription
Cellular component (GO): nucleus
Molecular function (GO): DNA-binding transcription factor activity, RNA polymerase II-specific; transcription cis-regulatory region binding
Source: RefSeq, a predicted model, not a curated record
CGAGCGGGUACCACUACCCCAUCACAAAAUCUUGCAGAUGACAUCACCUUGAAAGGACCGAUUAACCCUGAAGAUGCACUAUUUCUAUUGUCAAUCUUCCAGCAGCAUUACGGUCGUUGGGUAUCGUUCGAUCCGCUUUUAUCGACUCCAAUGCUUCUCGAAGGCGUACGAAAAUCGCCAUUACUUCUUGCAGCUUGUUGCUUGAUUGCGGUCCGACACACUUCGCAGGAGUUGGCUACGCGUCUCGCACCUACUUUGCUCAAGGAACCGAAAUCACGGCUUUCGUUCGCAUUGUUGGUCAUACCACAGCCCAUUGAGUUCCUCCAGGCUGCACUGAUAUUGAGCAUGUGGUCGACUACCACCGAGCAAAUUCCUUUGAGCAUCGACAGUUGGCUACUAAGUAGCUUCGCACUACAGCACAGUGUUGCGAGUGGCAUCUGUUCACCUAGCCUCAAUGGAUCCUCCGAGAGGCUAGGUAAAUCCGAGCUGGACAAAUUAUGUAUCUGGAACCAUCUGUACCUCGUUCAUCUGCAUUACUGCGUCGGAACUCGCCGGAAAGCAGUGCUUGAUCGAAGUGACAUCGAGUAGUGCCGCCAUAUACUUGGUUUAGACCAUGCUUCGAACUUCGAGUCACGCAUGGUGGCUGAAGUCUUCCUGUAUUGGAUCAUAUACGAAAACUCCCUCAAACCAAUUGAUCUGCCGAAUACGCAAUCCGCCCUUUACACCUGGAAGGAUGAGUGGGAAUUUCUGUUCGACCAACCAUGAUCCCAGUUCCUACAGAUGGGUUAUCGCUUCGCUCAACUGUUGAUGUACGAUCGAUUCCUGAAAACAAAGUCUGCAGCAGUUCGAGAAACGCUCUUGGUCGAGAUGGUCCGACUUUUGACAGAAAUCAUCAGGCUCGCGAUGGACACCACGGACGAACGGAUGCGCCAUCUGACAGACUACAUAUAUCACAUGCUCAGCUUUACUGUUGCUACGCUC